Molecule: messenger RNA, 957 nt
Organism: Pygocentrus nattereri (red-bellied piranha)
Lineage: Eukaryota; Metazoa; Chordata; Actinopteri; Characiformes; Serrasalmidae
Exons: 5
Coding region: 29-895 (288 amino acids)
Biological process (GO): cell surface receptor signaling pathway; cellular response to lipopolysaccharide; positive regulation of T cell proliferation
Cellular component (GO): external side of plasma membrane
Source: RefSeq, a predicted model, not a curated record
AGUGAGAGGGUCUUGGAAUUCAUCAACAAUGCAAGUGUGCUUUUAUCUGCUGUUUGUGCUCCAUGUGGCUGAAGGCUGCGGUUUGGUAAACAGUGGAACAACGAUUUAUAUCAACAUACAUACUGGAGGGUCAGCACUGCUGCCCUGCUCCUGCGCUGACCUCCAUACCACACCUGAUAAGUUCAUUUGGAGGAAAUACAGCACAAACAGAAAUGCAUGGAAAGAGUUAUCCCGUGAGCGUGGUCAGUACAGAGACAGAGUUCAGCUGUUUAAUGGUCACUCUCCAGGAAAUCUCUCUCUACUCAUAUCACACCUGACUGAAGAGGAUGGAGGCCUGUACAGGUGUCAUGUUACAGAGAGCGGAUACACAGACAUCAGACUCACUUUUGAAGGUGGCGUUCAGUCAAACAGUGAAACAACAUCGAGUAUCACAGCACAUACAGGGGGGUCAGUACUGCUACCCUGCUACAGCACUGACCUACACACCACACCCGAGACAUUCACAUGGAGGAAAUACAGAAUCACAUGGGAAGAGAUAUCCAGUGAGAGUGGUCAGUACAGAAACAGAGUUCAGCUGGGUAACGGUCACUCUCCAGGAAACCUCUCUCUACUCAUUUCACACCUGACUGAAGAGGAUGGAGGCCUGUACAGGUGUGAUAUCAGAGGGAGUGAAUAUAAAGACAUCAGACUCACUGUCAAAGUUUUGCCAAACCCACUACUGCUGAAUGUCCACGCAGCAACCCCUGCACAGUCUUUGCCCUUCGUCCCCUUUGCCUUGGUCACUGUGAUCAUUCUCCACGUUAUAGUAGCUGUGGUCUAUCACACCAAGAGAAACAAAGGCCCUGACCAGAUUCAUUACAAUGCUUACGAAGAUGGAACAGUGAGUCUCCACUAGAGCAAGAUGACAUCAACAAACAAAUAAAAGGAUUUGACCAUGCUUAAAACUUCAUUUCUGUU